UGUCUCAAGGCAGUUUGCUCUGGUUUGAAACCCCCCUUUAUUCACACCAGUGAUUUCAUCACCAGCACCCAAAUCCUAACGCCUGGAUUGGGAUCAAGUAACCCAGAAAAGCUCCCACAGCAGUCUGGGCACUGGAAGGCUGGCCAGCUUCCUGGCUUUCCACUUGCUAAUUUUUUCAAACUGAACACUUGUCCUUAUGCUAGCCAUCCUUGACCAAUCACGCGCAGUUCCUGCUUUAUCCCCGCUUAGGGUUUUCUCUGUUGUUGUUCUUUUUCCGACAGCCAAGGUCACAAGGGCUGUGAUCACCUUGCAGCCUCCAUGGGUCAGUAUUUUCCAGAAGGAAAAUGUCACUUUAUGGCGUGAGGGCCCCCACCUGCCUGGAGACAGUGCCACACAGUGGUUUAUCCACAGCACACUCCUUCAGAUCUCCACGCCUAGACACAGUAUCACUAAGGCCACUUUCAAGGACAGUGGUGAAUACAGGUGCCGGACUGGUCUCUCAAUGCCAAGCGACCCUGUACAGUUGGAAAUCCACAGAAGUUGGCUGCUCCUCCAGGCCUCCCGCAGAGUCCUCACAGGAGGAGAACCUGUGACUUUGAGGUGUCAGGGCUGGGAGAACAAGCUGGGGUACAAUGUGAUUUUCUAUCGAAAUGGAAAAUCCUUUCACUUUUCUUGAGAUUCUGAGGUCACUGUUCCGAAAAGCAACUCGAGUCACAAUGGCAUCUAUCACUGCUCAGGCAUGAUCCAACGCUACACCUCUGCCGGAGUGUCUGUCACCGUGAAAGGUAUCCGGUCUAGAUCACAACCAAUGGAUGACUUGGCUGGCAAGUGCCUGUUAGUGUUGACUCUGGGUUACUGCCAUGGGGGUCCAUGGUUCCCUAAUAAAUGGAGCCACGCAGGGAGAGCACACAGUGUACUGGGAAGCCCCUCAGCUAGUGACCAGUCGUGUCUAUUAGAAAAUAGGCCUCUCUCUUGGAAAUGGGGAAACUCAUUUUCUUGGGGCAAGAUUCACAAAGGGGAGUCUCAUGAAAAGGCCACUGACACUGAACGGAACAACCCUGUCCCUUCAACUUUCUCUUUGGAGCUAUUUGCAGCGCCCGUGCUGAGAACGACCUUGUCAUCUCCCGUCCUGGAGGGGAGUCUGGUCACCCUGAGCUGUGAGACAAAAUUGCUCCUACAGUGCCCUGGCUUGCAGCUCCUCUUCUCCUUCUACGCAGGCAGCAAGAUCCUGGAGGAGAGGAACACAUCCUCAGAGUACCACACAGCAAGUGCUGGAAGAGAAGAUUCUGGAUUAUACUGGUGUGAGGUAGCCACAGCGGACGGCAGUGUCCUCAAGCGCAGCCCUGAGUUGGAGCUUCGAAUACUUGGUGAGCUGGAGGGACGUGGGGGCUGGUGUCGCCCAGCCGGAAGGGAGCAGUUCACGAGCAGCUCCGUGCUUCGUUCAGAACUGCGCUGUUUUCCUCCACUCUGCCCUGCAUUUCCGUUCCUCCUUUCCUACGUGUCCAGCCGCUUGACAUCCCGACACCUCCCAGUCAAGUUAAAAACAGAAAUGGACCAGGAUUUAGAUCCUUGA
Messenger RNA from Peromyscus leucopus (white-footed mouse), 1573 nucleotides. Its product is annotated as high affinity immunoglobulin gamma Fc receptor I-like. Gene Ontology annotation, biological process: cell surface receptor signaling pathway; regulation of immune response. The record is from RefSeq and is a predicted model, not a curated record. Lineage: Eukaryota; Metazoa; Chordata; Mammalia; Rodentia; Cricetidae. Gene Ontology annotation, molecular function: transmembrane signaling receptor activity. The transcript has 4 exons.